AUGCGGCCCUCGAUAGUUCAGUGGUCUCCACAUUCGUCGUGGAUUUGUGUGACCACUUUCGAUGCUGAAAAUUCAGAAGGCAGUGUUUCGUUUUGCGAUCAUACGGUAAGGUUUCAGAUAAAUAUUCGGUUGAAAAUAGGUACGCAGCCAAUUCAGUUAGAUACUCAGCUAAAAUUAUAUGAGCAGUCAAAACAAAUUUUUUAGACUCAUGUUGAAGCGCUUGAUCUACCUUUUAAAAUCAUUCGAUACUCAGCCAAGUACGCAGUCAAAAACUUCCAAAAAAUUUCAGGGAAUCAACAAAGAGCCUGGUGCUUCUCGUCCAAGUCCAAUAACAUGUCUCAAAUGGCAUCCCACAAAAAACUUGGUUCUUCUUGGCUGGAAAGACGGAACCAUAAAUCUAGUCCCCUUGGGUGGUCCCAUUUCACAAACAAUUCAGGAAAAUGGGUUGGGUGAGUUAGUGCAAGUCGAUUGGAGCCACGAUGGAAAACUUAUAAUGGGCUUGUUUGCUCCUGGCCACGUGAAAAUCUAUAGUUAUGACGUGGCAAAAUCGGAGAGCUCAUCAAGUUCGAGCUCACUUUUAAGCCAAGUUGAUUUGAAAGAAGAAAUCACGACUUGCUGUAAACGCCUGAUUUUUGAGAAAAAUCCCGAAACUUCACAGGAUUUGAGCAUUUUUGACAAUAAAAUGAAGAAUGACGUGGGAAAUGAGUUGGAAAUGACAGUAACCCCUCAGAACGUUGUGUCGAGACCGCCUGCAAAAGCGAUUGGUACGGAAUUUCUGUUCGGAAGUGAAUCAGGAACGCUGUUUUGUGUGAAUCUAGAGGAGAAUGGAGUUUUGCAUAAGGUGAGGUUUCUAGAGCUGAAUUUUGCCACGUGGUAGGAAAUAGCCAUAUUUUCCAGCUGGACUCUGAAAUCUUAUUUCUCUCCUACUGCGAACAAAUCCAAACAAUAAUUGCAUUCACCCGAGACCUCUUCAUUUUUCAUUUACAAAAAUCAGAGAAAGACGAUAAAAAAUGGCACGAAAAAAUCAAAGUGAAACUUGGCGGAGCAUCGGAAAAAUAUCGACUCGAGCUCAGCGACUCCAUUCUAGUUAUGUGUUAUGAGGAGAGAGAAUUGAGAGUUUGGGAUUUGGUUCGAGAAGAAAAUGGGACUAUUUCAUUGGAUUCUGCGAAAGGAUUUGAUAAAUCGGAAAUUUUGACGUGUUUGACUGUAAAUUCUAGAAAAGGAGUUAUAAGUGCUGGAACUAGUAAAGGAAAUAUGGCACAUUGGAAGAGACGAAAAAAUGAUAUGCCAAUUGAUCGCGCGUGGAAAUUACAAGCGGCUCAUCCCACCGGGGAUGUAGUUAGUUUUUAUUGGUCCCAAAAUCCUCUAAAACAUUAUUUUUGCAGAUAAACGCGAUUCACUGGAGCCCAGUGACUAGUAGUGUGGCUGUAAUCACAUCCCAAGACUUGAUAAUAAUUCAGGAAGACAAUUUCAUAGUUCAAAUGCGCGGAAAAGUUGGAGCAAUUCAAAAUAGUCCAACCAGUUUUAUUUUAUUGAAUGCUGGAACUGGUGUGACUCAGGAAUUGAAACUGCAAACAAUUCCAAGUGCCAAAGGAAUUAGUUUGGGCGAAAAACAAUUGGUGGUUUGGAAUGAGGAUACGGUAAGUUCUUUAGAAAAAGGAGGCAUACUAGAUGAUUUCUCAGACUAACAAGGGAACCUUUUUUACUCAACACUUCAAACCUCGAUGAAAUUUUGUCCAGAGACUGCUUUUGGGGUCAUAAGAACGGCCUAAAAAUUUCAGUCUCCCAAUGAACCUCUGAGCCAAGUUCUGGGCUCUCAAAAACCCAAAAAAGGCCUAAAAAUGGUCAUAAAAGUCACCAUAGCUCCAUUUCAAAAAUUUUUUUGUAAGAAAUAAAGUUUCAGAUAUUGAUCAGCAUAGUCGAUUACUUAAAAGUACAUCAAUAAAAAACUUUAUUUCGAAAAAUUUUGAAGUUUUUUAUUUUUGGGCUGAAAAUUCAUAUGUGCCCCUGCUCAUUCUUUUUUCCAAAAUCAAAAAUUUUUCCGAAAAUUCAGUUUAUUGGUGCUUUUUGGGUAAAUCGACCACGCUGAUCAUCAUCUGCUACUCAGUUUUUCAUAAAAAUGAUCGAAAGUUUAGUUAUGACGUGUUUUAUGAGCCAAUUUUGGCAAUUUUUGAACUUUUGAGAGCCCAGAACUUGGCUCAGAGGUCCAUUGGGAGACUAAAUUUUUUAGGGUGUUCUUAUGGUCCCAAAAGCUGUCCAUGGACCAAAUUUCAUCAUGAUUUGAAGUGUUGAGUAAAAAAGGUUCCCUUGUAAGCUACAGUCUAGUCUCUAGACAAACUACAGUAAUCAAAUUUUCAGAUAGUAACCUACGACGUUCAAUCUUCAUUGGCAACCAUCCAAUCCACUUCAUUCUCCUGUCAAACUUCAGGAGUCGUUAUUGCUAAUCAAACUCUUUUCUGCAUGGAAAAAGACAAAAUCAACGCGAGAACCUUGCAAGGAACUAUCCGCCAAAUAAUAUCUCUCCCCGAAAUCGAAGGAGAUCCCCAAAUUCUAGAUUUGAAUAAAAAUUGGCUGGCAGUUGGAACAUCUCACGGUUUUGUCAGGAUUUAUAAUCUUGCUAGAAAAGAUGCUCAUCAAGAGCACAACUCGAAAUAUGCCAUCGAGAAUUUUCCCAAUUUUUAUAAGUUUCUCAACGUAAAAAUCAGCCCGAAUGGCUCGAAAGUGGCAUGCACAUUUUUAGAAGGACCCACACAAGUUAGCGAAACUCUGCUGGUUUUCGAUGCGGAAAAUGAUAAUAUCACACAUUUUUCGUUUGAUCGUGGAAUGACGGAUCAGCAGGAAUAUGAGGCGCAAGCGGAAUUGGCGCAUACGACUGGCGGAAGGCCUGUGACUGCGGCUGCGCGGAAAAUGGCAAAAGAGAAAUCGCGGUUUCAAAUGAUGAUGCAUCGGCCGGGAGAAGUUGAAUGGGAUGAGACAGAUCAACGAUUUUUGGUGGUUGAGUGCAAUCAUUUGCAACCAGAUUCUGUGAGUUUUUUGGACUAUUUGGAACAAAAAGUUCUAUAUCUAACUUUCAAUAUUCAACUAGUAAUCUAGAAAAUAUUUUGAUUUCCAGACCGACAAUCGUAUCCUCACAAUGUUCGUCACUUCGGAACACGGCAUUCAACUUCAAGACAUCCAACAAAAAUCUCAACAAUGUGGUCGACUCGUCUCAGUUUCAGUUCCAAAUUUUUAUUUUUUGAAAAAAACCGAUUGGGACGAGGAAGAGAUUCGAGGCGAAAAAACGAUUGGCAAAGUUUUGGUGGCAAAAACAUUGCGAGAAUUCAGUGGUGUGGAAGUUAGUGAUGAGGGAACCAGAAAAGCUAUGAUGGAUUUCUCGUUUUAUUUGACACUUGGCAGUAUGGAUGCAGCAUUUAAAGGUGGGUACAACGACACUACGCAUUGACGGGGGGUGAUUUUGAAGCAACGAAUUUCAGCCAUCCAAUACAUCAAAAGUGACAGCGUCUGGGAUCAAAUGGCCUCAAUGAGUGUGAAAACUAGACGACUAGAUGUUGCAAUGGUUUGCCUUGGACAUAUGAAAAAUGUGCGAGGCUCAAGAUCAGUCAGAAAAACUCAACAAAAUGGCGAGGAUGAAUCAAUGCAAUGUGCAGCUUUGGCUAUAGAAUUAGGAAUGAUCGACGAAGCUUUGAUGAUUUAUCAACAAAAUGAUCGAUGGGAUUUGAUAAAUAAGACUUAUCAGGCUCAAGGAAUGUGGAUUCAGGCUUUUCAAAUAGCUGAAACUCGAGAUCGAAUUCAUUUGAGAAAUACACAUUUCAAUUAUGCAAGAUAUUUGGAAGCUAAGAAAGAUGAAAAUAGCAUUGAGGAGGCUAUUGAAAAUUAUGAAAAAGCUGGGGUUCAUGGAUUCGAGGUUUUUCGAAUGUUGCGCGAUAAUCCAAAGGCAAUUGAAAACUAUGUGAGAAGGAAGAGAGAACCGUUAGUCUUCUGAAAAUGUUCUGUAAAAUUUUCAAUUUUUCCAGCACCCUUUUCAAAUGGUGGGGAACCUAUUUGGAAUCUAUUGGUGAACUCGAAGGUGCCUACAAUUAUUACAAGUUUGCACAAGAUUUCUAUUCACAAGUUCGCGUGAAAUGUGCGCAAGGACAAGUUGAGGAGGCUGCAAAAAUUGCGAAUGACAGUAAAGACAAAGCGGCAUGUUAUCUAAUAGGUGAGUUCAAAGCCCCUCUUGAAUUUUCAUCAAAAUCUUUCAAGCACUUGAACCUCUUGAAUCUCUUCAGGUCGUCUUUAUGAAACGGAAGGCGAUCUAGUUCAAGCUGUCAAAUUUUUCACCAAAGCUCGAGCUCUGGCCUCAGCUAUUCGAAUUGCUAGGGAUAAUGAUAUGAAAGAUAAACUGGCAAAUUUGUGUUUGAUGGCUGGCGGGAAUGAACUAGUGAUGGCUGCCAGAUAUUAUGAAGAUAUGCCGGGUUAUGCACAUAAAUCAGUUAUGCUGUAUCAUAAGGUGCGGUGAUUAGGGCGUGAAAAAUUAUGACGUGGAUUUCAAUUUCAGGCUGGAAUGAUUGGGCGAGCUCUUGAUCUUGCAUUUCGAACAGAGCAAUUCAGUGCUCUUGAUCUAAUUACCAAAGAUCUUGACGCUGGAACUGAUCCAAAAAUCCUAAAAAGAGCAGCAGAAUUUUUCGAAAACAAUCAGAACUACGAAAAAGCUGUCAAUUUUUUGUGUUUGGCCAAAGAUUUCCCAGAAGCUGUGAGAUUGUGUAGAUCGAGAAAUGUAAGAGUGACUGAUAAGUUCGCCGAACUCAUGACUCCGACUAAAAUCGAGAUGCCGAAUGAUGUGGAAAGGAAGCGGGUUUUGGAAGGUGUUGCCGAAUUGUGUUUGCAGCAGGGUGCGUAUGCUGCAGCCGCUAAAAAAUAUACGCAAGCUGGUGAUAAGUUAUCGGUGAGAUAUGCCUGGAUUAUUGGUGGUUACUUUUUGAAAAUUUGAAAUUUUCAGGCUAUGCGAUCACUCUUAAAAUCCGGUGAUAUUCAAAAAAUUCGCUAUUAUGCAAAUACAGCGCGAAAUAAAGAAAUCUAUAUUUUGGCCGCAAAUUUUUUGCAAACUACAGAUUGGCAAAACGAUGCACAGACUAUUAAAGAUAUUGAGACUUUUUAUACAAAAUCACAAAGUUAUGAACAUUUAGCCAAUUUUUAUAAAUCUUGUGCUUUCGUAAGUUUUGGGUUUUUCAGGGGCAAAUUGCAUUUCAUUUUUUUUCAGAUCGAAGCGGAAAACUGGAAAAAUUUUGAAAAGGCGACAAAUGCUUUGGAUAUGUCUAUUCAUUGUUUAGAAACUGCAGAUUCAAAGGAUAAAUCGACUCCAGCAAUGGAAGAAUUGAAAUUAGAAAUUCAAAAAUAUCAAGCACAGUUGAAAAAGUUGAUAAAAAUUAUGGGAGCCAUGGAAUCCGACAUAUCUGACGGAAUUCGACAAUUAACAAGUUUGGCCGAAACAUCCGAUGAGAAUGAUAUAGUUCCAUGCACAAAGAUCUACGCGAUGUUGAUCGAAGAAUAUUUUUACAAGAAAAACUGGAAAAUGGCGUAUCGAAGUUUGACGAGUUUGCAGAAAAAAUUGCCGAAAAUCGAUCUGGAGAUGUAUAUAAAUUCCGAAACUUUGGAUCAAAUUUGUGACGAGAUGAGAGUGGAAAGAGUGACCAAGAAAAAUGGAGCAAAAAAUGGUGGAGAUGGGGCGGAGUCAGAUGGUGAAGAGGUUGAUUUUUCACAUUCGAUGAGACGACAGAAUAUGAUUUGA
Caenorhabditis angaria is the source of this 5767-nucleotide messenger RNA. The record is from the annotation of a GenBank genome assembly. Lineage: Eukaryota; Metazoa; Nematoda; Chromadorea; Rhabditida; Rhabditidae.